Apiotrichum porosum is the source of this 792-nucleotide messenger RNA. RefSeq lists its product as uncharacterized. NCBI's taxonomy places the organism in Eukaryota, Fungi, Basidiomycota, Tremellomycetes, Trichosporonales, Trichosporonaceae. The coding region runs from base 1 to 792 and encodes 263 amino acids. The record is from RefSeq and is a predicted model, not a curated record. The transcript has 2 exons. Gene Ontology annotation, cellular component: mitochondrion.
AUGUCGGCUCUCUCCCUGCGUGUUACCCGCCCAGCCAUGCGCGUCGCCCGCGUCGCUCGCGCUCCCCUCCCCACCCCUUCGAGGACAUUCACCACGUUCCUCCCGCUCGCCCGGCCACCCGCGUCCGCCAGCGUCGGUCUGCGCGCCGCGGCGCUGCGCGCACCGCUGCGUGCGGGUGGCAGGCGGUUUGCGUCGACAUCCGCGUCGGCAUCUACCUCGGCAUCCGCAGCGUCCACCGAGUCCAAGUCGGCCUACCAAAAGGUCAAGGACCUGACCAAGACGUACGGCUCGUACGCCGUGAUCAUGUACCUCGCGCUGUCGGCUGUGGACUUUGCGCUGUCGUUUGCGGUCGUGCACGCCGUCGGCGCCGAGCACAUUGAGCCCGGCGUGCACUUCCUCGUGCGCAAGUACCGCGAGGUCCGGCACGGCGUCGAGGGCGCGGACGCGCUGGACGCGGCCGACGAGGCCAACAAGCUCGCCGCGGCCGCCGAGGCCGCCGCGCAGGAGGCGGUCAACCCCGGUAAAGCGACGCCGUGGUACCUCAACAAGACGCUGUGGGCCGAGGCGACGCUCGCGUACGCGAUCCACAAGGUCGGCCUGCUGCCCAUCCGUGCGGGUCUGACGGUGGCGUGGACGCCCAAGGUGGUCAACUUUUUGCGUGCGCGCGGAUGGAUCGGCGCGUCGGGCGCUAAGCGUGCGGCCCAGCACGGCGCCGACAAGGUGCGCGAGGCGUCGCAGCGUGCCGUGACCGCUGCCAAGGGCGCUGCCAAGGGUGCUGUCAAGAGCAGCUAG